Messenger RNA from Diversispora eburnea, 1482 nucleotides. The record is from the annotation of a GenBank genome assembly. NCBI's taxonomy places the organism in Eukaryota, Fungi, Glomeromycota, Glomeromycetes, Diversisporales, Diversisporaceae.
AUGCCAAUGGCUAACAAUCUUGCGAAUCAACAGCCACACGCUCAUCUUAACCACGAAAAUGAUAGUUGGAAAAAAAGCUUACGGUUACCUCCAAAAGACAAUAGACCACAGACGGAGGAUGUAACUGCCACAAAGGGAAACGAAUUUGAAGAUUAUUUUCUGAAACGAGAGCUACUUAUGGGAAUAUUUGAGGCCGGAUUUGAGCGUCCAUCGCCUAUUCAAGAAGAAUCUAUACCUAUCGCUCUAACUGGUCGUGAUAUUCUUGCAAGAGCAAAAAAUGGCACAGGUAAAACAGCGGCCUUCGUAAUUCCCGCCCUAGAAAAAAUAAAUGUGAAAAAACAAAAAAUUCAAGCAUUACUGCUUGUUCCUACAAGAGAGCUGGCCUUACAAACAUCACAGGUUUGUAAGAUGCUUGGAAAACAUAUGGGAGUUCAAGUUAUGGUUACAACUGGCGGUACAACGUUAAAGGAUGACAUUUUACGUUUGUCUGAAAUCGUACAUAUUGUUGUUGGAACUCCUGGUCGUAUUUUAGACUUGGCGGGAAAAGGUGUUGCCGAUUUUAGUGACUGCCCUACAUUCGUAAUGGAUGAAGCUGAUAAAUUGUUAAGUCCAGAAUUUUCUCCUAUCGUCGAACAGCUUUUGACAUAUUUUCCAAAAGAUCGUCAAAUAAUGUUAUAUAGCGCUACAUUUCCUUUGAUUGUAAAGAGUUUUAAAGAUAAAUAUCUCGUAAAACCAUAUGAAAUUAAUCUAAUGGAUGAACUUACACUUCGUGGUGUCACUCAAUAUUAUGCAUUCGUUGAAGAACGGCAGAAAGUGCAUUGUCUAAAUACAUUAUUUUCGAAGCUUCAAAUCAAUCAAUCAAUCAUUUUUUGCAACUCCACUAAUCGGGUUGAACUUCUUGCCAAGAAAAUAACCGAACUCGGAUAUUCUUGUUUUUAUAGUCACGCAAAAAUGUUACAAAGCCACCGUAAUCGUGUUUUCCACGAUUUCAGAAACGGAGUUUGCCGAAAUUUGGUGUGUUCAGAUUUGCUUACUCGCGGUAUUGAUAUUCAAGCGGUCAAUGUUGUAAUUAAUUUCGAUUUUCCAAAGAAUGCAGAAACUUAUCUUCAUCGUAUUGGCAGAUCAGGUCGAUUUGGUCACCUUGGUCUUGCCAUUAAUCUUAUUACCUAUGAGGAUCGCUUUAAUCUUUACAAGAUAGAACAAGAACUUGGGACUGAAAUUCAACCAAUUCCACCUCCAAUAAAAAUGUAUUUUGGUCACGUUAUUAGUUUCCGUGACAAUCAUGAAUAUGAUAAAAAACCUGGAGACUCUUUGAAACCUGAAGACCAAUUAGAACUCAAAAAUUCUGGAGACUUGUUGAAAUCUGAAAAUUCUAAAGACUUAUUAGAACCUAAUGAUUUAUUGAAGUCUGAAAACCUAUUGGAACUUGAAAAUUUCAUAAAACUUGAAGACCCACUUUUUCAACUUGGCCAUGCUUACUAG